Cloeon dipterum is the source of this 1816-nucleotide messenger RNA. RefSeq names its product heterogeneous nuclear ribonucleoprotein H2-like. The transcript is spliced from 10 exons. Gene Ontology annotation, molecular function: RNA binding. The record is from RefSeq and is a predicted model, not a curated record. Bases 164 to 1531 code for a protein of 455 amino acids. NCBI's taxonomy places the organism in Eukaryota, Metazoa, Arthropoda, Insecta, Ephemeroptera, Baetidae. Gene Ontology annotation, cellular component: ribonucleoprotein complex.
UUCAAUGGCCACCAGCAGCGGCGUGCGCAUGGUUGAUCCGAGUCAAACUUCCGGUGGUAAACGCUAAACGCCGACGUUAAGUAGACAAACGUUGUGUUGACUGUUUACGAAGCUUUUUAGAUUUCAGGCAUUUCUCGCAAACUGUUCACUGUUCAGCCGAGAAAUGUCUGACAGCGAAGACCUGAAGAUGAGCAAAAGAGACGACGACGAGUACGUCAUCAAAGUGCGCGGCCUGCCCUGGUCGACCACUGUUGAUGAGAUCCUCAAGUUCUUCUCUUUUGAGGGCGCAUGCAAUAUUAAAAAUGGAAAGCUGGGCAUCCAGAUGACCAUGUCCCGAGAAGGCCGGCCCAGCGGCGAGGCCUACAUCGAGAUGGAGUCACCUGAGGACAUCGAGAUGGCACUUAAGAAGGACAAAGAGCACAUGGGUCACAGAUACAUUGAAGUUUUCAAAGCGAAGCGGUCCGAGAUGGACUGGGUGGUGAAGCGGAGCGGACUGAACUUGGAGAACGCGAUGGACGAUGGCUGUGUGCGUCUUCGCGGGCUGCCGUUUGGCUGUUCCAAGGAGGAAAUAGCGCAGUUUUUCUCAGGGAUGGAGAUAGUACCCAACGGGAUUUCGUUACCGACAGACUACCAGGGAAGGAGCACUGGGGAGGCGUACGUUCAGUUUAUUAACAAGGAGGUGGCCGAGAAGGCUCUGCUGAAACACAAGGAGAAAAUAGGACACAGAUACAUAGAAAUAUUCCGCAGUAGCUUAUCAGAAGUGCGAGCGGCGUUGGGUCCCAAGAUGCGCCCCAUGGGGUUUUCGCAGCGUCCGGCGCCCUAUGAUAGAGGAGACCGCUACGGGGGUAUGAACCGCUAUGGCAUGGGCCGCGGGUCGCGCAGCUUCAAGGGGUAUGGGGAUUAUGACGAUGGCUGGGGCUACAAUGACAACAAUUGGGGGGGCCCGCGGGGUAGCCGAGGGUCCGCGAUGAAACCUGGAGGCGGCAACUAUGGAGGCAGGGGUGGUGGUGGAGGCGGAGGUGGGGGAGGCGGUGGCAUGUGGCAAAACGACGGCGGCCACUGCGUUCACAUGAGGGGUCUCCCCUUCCGGGCCACUGAAUCCGACAUCGCAGAGUUCUUCAGGCCGCUCACGCCGAUUAACAUUAGGUUGAUUCACGACAACUCUGGAAGAGCGUCUGGCGAGGCUGACGUCGAGUUUGAAACACACGACGAUGCAGUCAAAGCCAUGAACAAGGACAAAGCCCACAUGCAGCACCGCUACAUUGAACUGUUCCUCAACUCGUCGCCUGGAGGCGGUGGCGGCGGCGGUGUAGGCGGCGGCGGCAUGGGCGGAAUGGGCGGCAGCAAUGGAAACUACGGCGGCGGUGGCUAUGGAGGAGGCGGCGGUGGCGGCGGCGGCGGCUACGGAGGUGGUGGUGGAGGUGGCGGAGGUGGCAUGGGCAACAACUUCCGCGGUGGGUUCCCUGGCGGCGGCAUGGGCAACAAUAUGGGCUACAACCAAAUCGGUGGCAACAACUUCAACAACUUCUAGACCUCAAAUCAUCACAACCGAUCACUCGCGCAAUUUUGAUGCCAUGGAUAAUUGUAUAAAUAAGCCGCAUCUCGGGGCCGUUGCAAAAUCGCGAUUUCGCCUCGGCUGCUGCCUCUAACGCAUCAUUCCCUCAUUGUUUGUGCUUCAUCCGGUUCAUCAUUAAUUUUAUUUCAUAGACUCGAGAGGUGGACAUAAUGUGUUUUCAACGCCUAACAUCUUCAUGUAUCGAUUUAGAUAUGAACUGUACAGUAAAACUGCCAAUAAAUCGCCUGGUCACCUUAAAAA